This is a messenger RNA of Vanessa atalanta (red admiral), 1925 nucleotides long. It is a transcript of the gene sip3, whose product is annotated as E3 ubiquitin-protein ligase synoviolin. NCBI's taxonomy places the organism in Eukaryota, Metazoa, Arthropoda, Insecta, Lepidoptera, Nymphalidae. The transcript has 11 exons. Gene Ontology annotation, cellular component: cytoplasm. Bases 164 to 1792 code for a protein of 542 amino acids. The record is from RefSeq and is a predicted model, not a curated record.
UUGAACACGUCAAAAUUAGUUUUUUGUUCCAACGAGUGAUAUGAUAUGAUGUUUUGAAAAUGAAUUUGUUGAUAGUUGUGCGACUUCAGAGUGCUUAAAUAAUUUAUCAGUUUAUUUAAUAAUAAAAUUUAGUGUAUGGACGUGUAGUGCUUAGUUAAUUUCAAUGAAGAUGAAGGCUGUAGUAGCGACUGUAAUCAGUCUAGCACUAACGACUGUGGUAAUAGGCAAUGCCUAUUACCAGAAGAAACAGUUUUAUCCAUCAGUAGUUUACCUUACUAACUCAAAUCCUAGCAUGGCUGUCAUGUAUUUGCAGGCCUUUAUACUGGUAUUAUUGGUAGGUAAAAUAUUAAGAAAGAUCUUCUUUGGCCAACUACGUCCAGCUGAAUUUGAGCACCUCAUUGAGAGAUCCUGGUUUGCAAUAACGGAGACAUGUCUGGCUUUUACGGUGUUCCGAGAUGAUUUCAAUCCUAAAUUCAUAGCACUAUUCACACUUUUGCUAUUCUUGAAGGCAUUCCAUUGGCUUGCUGAAGAUAGGGUUGAUUAUAUGGAAAGGAGUCCCGUGAUUGGAUGGUUGUUCCAUAUCAGAAUUCUGAGCCUGUUGAUGCUCUUGGCACAAGCUGAUUUGUAUUUCAUCCACCAUGCAUAUGCAUUCACGGCCACGAAAGGCCCUUCAGUGCAAUUGGUCUUUGGAUUUGAAUACAGCAUAUUAAUAAUAAUGAUCGUGAAUAUAUUGAUAAAGUAUCUACUGCACGCAAUUGACUCUCGCUGGGAGGCGCCAUGGGAGAGCAAGGCCGCAGUGCUGCUCUACACGGAGCUGGCCAUCAACUUCCUCAAAGUGCUUCUCUACGUCGGCUUCGUAGCUGUCAUGGUCCGAAUCUACACGUUGCCCUUGUUUGCUUUCCGACCUAUGUAUGAAACUAUGAGGAGUUUCAAGAAGGCUUACAAUGACGUGGUUCUGUCUCGACGCGCGAUUCGCAAUAUGAACACCCUGUACCCGGACGCCACGGCUGCGGAGCUGGCGGCCGCGGACAACGAGUGUAUUAUCUGUCGCGAGGAGAUGCACAGCGGCGCAAAGAAGCUGCCGUGCAAUCAUAUAUUCCACGCGGCGUGUCUUCGGCUCUGGUUCCAACGGCAGCAGACGUGCCCAACGUGCCGCCUCAACGUGCUGCGAGCGCCCGCGCCGGAGCCCGCCAACGCCAACGCGCAGGCGCCGCCCAACGCGCCCCACGCGCCCAACGCCAACGCCAACGCCAACGUGCCGCACGCGCCGCCGCCGCCCAGCGCCGCGCCCGUGCCGCCGCCCUUCCCCAACAUGCCGCCCCCACCUAUGAUGGGCUGGGGCCUGCCGCCGCCGCCGCCGCGCCCCGCCGCGCUCGCCAGCCUCAGCGCCGACGAGCUGCGCCGCCUCGAGGGCACCGAGCGGCGGAACGUGGAGGCCCGCCUGCAGUUGCUCCGUGAAAUUCAAGCUAUGCUAGACGCGUCGGUGCUCCUCAUGCAACAAUACUCCAACGUCGUUGCUAACUUGCCCUUAAAUUGUAAUACUGUCGCCACACAAACUGAUUUAAACCGGACGGAGCCAUCUCCGGAGGCUUCUGUUAAAGUGAAGACUGAACCAGAUGUGGUACCCACCACUUCAACAUACAAGCCAACCCCGGGACCUUCAACGAGCAGGGACGAUUUCACAACGGACGAUGCUGAUACAACAAGUCCUGAUUCCUUUAGAGAUAGCAUCGAUGCGGAUGCGGAAGAGCUUAGAAGACGUCGAUUACAGAAAUUCACUACAGAGAAAUGAGACCUUGCAUAAAUAUAAACCUUUUGUGUUUGACUUACCUAACUUGCUAUUAAUAUUUAAUGUACAAAGUGUUUUGGUAUGUGCAAGCAUUGUGUAUUCUAAUCAGAAAUAAAUGUAUUUGUGCUCUUGUAAA